Molecule: messenger RNA, 4690 nt
Organism: Arachis duranensis
Lineage: Eukaryota; Viridiplantae; Streptophyta; Magnoliopsida; Fabales; Fabaceae
Product: putative disease resistance protein At3g14460
Exons: 3
Coding region: 263-3889 (1208 amino acids)
Biological process (GO): defense response to other organism
Molecular function (GO): ADP binding
Source: RefSeq, a predicted model, not a curated record
UAUGUAGUGGACCACGCACUUUAUGAAAGCACUCAAACAUGUCACUGUUUUGAGGAAGAAAGCAAGAAGCAUUAUGAGAACUUGUCUAGAAGACCGAUAACCAUUUCAAGUCAAUUUACUUUUACUACAAAAAAUAUUAUCACUGGACAAUAUACUUCACUUGCUGCAUCUAUUUCCUUACUCUUUUUGAGAUUGACCGAGUUUACUGCAAACUACAUCCAUUUCCUUUUACCUUUCUCAUUUUCCUCUGAUCUUGAGAAACAUGGCUGCAGCACUUGUGGGUGGAGCUGUUCUGUCUUCCAUUUUUAAUGUUGUUUUUGACAGGAUGUCCUCACCUGAAGUUGCCAACUGGAUCAAAGGGAAGAAGCUUACCCAGAAGCUGCUUGAAAGGUUGAAGAUUACUCUUUAUUCUGUUCAAGCCUUUCUCAUUGAUGCUGAGCAGAAGCAGAUCAAGGAGAGAGCUGUCAAGGACUGGCUCGAUAGUCUCAAAGAUUCUAUGUAUGUUGCUGAUGACUUGCUGGAUGAAGUCUUCACCAAAGCUGCCACUCAGAGGGACCCAGGUACCUUCUUCUCUCGUUAUCUCAAUUUGCAAGAUAGGGAGAUAGCAAACAGGAUGGAAGAAAUAAUUGAGAGGAUAGAGUCCAUUGUGAAGCAAAAAGAGACUCUUGGUCUUAGAGAGAUUCCUAAGGAGAACAUGUCAUGGAGGAUCACAACAUCUCUAGUUGAAAGAUCCAGUAUAUAUGGCAGGGAAGAAGACAAGGAGGCCAUAGUGAAAUUGUUGUUGGAUGAUGAUGACACUGGUGAUGGUGAUAUAUCUGUGAUUCCCAUUGUGGGCAUGGGCGGAAUAGGAAAGACUACUUUGGCCCAAUUGGUUUACAAUGACGAAAAAGUGAAGGAGAAUUUUGAUUUUCGAGGUUGGGUUUGUGUUUCUGAAGAGUUUGAUGUUAUUAAGGUCACGAAGACUAUAAUUGAGGCAAUAACUUCGAGUUCUUGUAAUUUGAAAGAUUUGAAUUUACUUCAACAUGAUUUAAAGGAAAGAUUGUCAAGACAAAAAUUCUUUGUUGUCUUGGAUGACGCAUGGAAUGAGGAUUAUGAAGAUUGGAGUAGGCUUCUAAAACCAUUUCAGAAUGGGGCGAAGGGGAGUAAAAUUCUCAUAACCACUAGAAGUAAAAAAGUGGCUUCUGUGGUGCAAACUAUUUCACCUUAUGAACUAAGUUUACUGUCGGAUGAAGAUUGUUGGUUAGUGUUUUCAAAACAUGCACGCCUUUCCACUGACUCUAUGGAAAAUCCAACUCUGAAAAAAGUCGGCAAAGAUAUUGUAAAGAAGUGUGAUGGAUUGCCCUUGGCAGCUCAAGCCCUCGGAGGCUUAUUGCGUGGAAAUUUUGAUGUCGAGUAUUGGAAUCAUAUAUUGAAGAGUGAGGUAUGGAAAUUCUCCAAUGACAAGAUAAAAGUUGUUCCGGCUUUAAGAAUCAGUUAUUACUAUCUUCCUUCAUGUCUGAAAGAGUGCUUUGUUUAUUGCUCGUUGUAUCCAAAGGAUUAUGAAUUUGAUAAACAUGAGCUCAUCUUGUUGUGGAUGGCUGAGAAUUUUUUACAACCAGUUGGGAGAAACACUUUAGAAGAAGUUGGUGAAGAAUAUUUCGAUGAAUUAGUUGCGCGAUCAUUUUUGCAACCUCAUAGUACUGAGAAAAAUAAAUUUGUGAUGCAUGAUCUCGUACAUGAUUUGGCAAUAAUGUUUGCUGGAGAAUUCUAUUUUAGAGCAGAAGAGCUUCAGAAUGCAGCUGAGGUUGAUAUUAAAACUCGUCAUUUGUCCCAUAAUGCUAAAGGCAAUUAUCCAAUCUCAAAACUGUUGGGAGUUUGUGACAGAUUAAAACAUACAAGGACAUUUCUUGCAAUCAAUUUGAACGAGUGGAUCCCAUUUAACAUGGAAAACGCACCUUGUAUCUUGCUGUCGCAUUUGAAGUACCUGAGAGCCUUGUCGUUCAAUAGCUUUCCUCUUGAGUCAGUACCUGAUUCAAUUGGUGAGUUGAUUCAUUUGCGUUACUUGGAUCUAUCCGAGACCCACAUUGUGACAUUGCCGGAGUCAUUGGGUAACCUCUACAAUUUGCAGACCUUGAAGUUGUAUAGGUGUACAAAUCUGAAAAUGCUACCUGUUGGCAUGAAAGACCUUGUCAAUUUGCGCCAUCUUGAUAUUAGAGGGACUUGGUCAUUGCAAGAGAUGCCAAAAGGCAUGAGCAACUUGAAAAAUUUGCAGUUUUUAAGCGACUAUGUUGUUGGGAAGCGUGAAGAGGACAAGAUCACAGAAUUGGGAGCACUAGCGGAUCUACACAGAUCAAUUUCCAUUGGCAAAUUGGAGAAUGUGUUGAACAGCAGUGAAGCUUUGGAGGCAAGAAUGUCCGAUAAGGAUGGCAUUGAUUCUAUAACGUUAAGUUGGUCUUCGAAUGAAGAGGAGAAUACAGUUGAUUCCCAAAUGGAAAGAGAUAUACUUGACAAGUUACGACCUCACACUAAUUUGAAAGGGUUAUUUAUCUAUGGUUACAGGGGUACAACAUUUCCAGAUUGGUUGGGACAUUCUUCCUACCGCAACAUCACCACAAUAAAACUGUAUGGUUGCAGGAAUUGUUGUAUGCUUCCUUCACUUGGACAAUUGCCCUCUUUGAAGCACCUUGAAAUUGGAUUUUUUGAAAGUCUGGGGAUUGUGGGUGCUGAGUUUUACUUUUACGAGAACGAUGAAUCUUGUGUGGAGACACCACCAUUUCAAAAGCUUGAAACUCUUUUGUUUAAGUCAAUGCCUUGCUGGAAGGAGUGGCGUUCAAUGGUGUUGAAUGCAUUUCCUCGACUUAGGGAGCUUACGAUAAGGAAGUGUCCGUCGUUGAGAGGAGAUUUGCCCAUUCAUCUAUCAUCUUUGCAAUCACUUCAGAUUCAGAAGUGCGAUGAGCUGAGUUGUUGUGUUCCAAGGGCUCCUGCGAUUACCAGGCUUUCAAUUUCAGGAAAGCAUCUAGUGGGGUCCGUGGUGGAGGCCAUUACCAACACGCAACUCACUUGCCUCACUUCUCUACGCAUCUCACACUGUUCCUCCCACAUAUGGUUUCCUGUGAGUGCUAUUCCCCCAUCACUACAGAAGUUGGAGAUAUUCAAUUGCAGAGAAUUAGAAUUCCAAAUGGAUGGCCAACACCACUCGCUUCAGAAACUAUACAUACGUAGCAUCUGUGAUUCAGUUGCAUCUUUCUCCUUGUUGGAUGCAUUUCCAAAUGUCAAGAAUGUUGAUAUCAAGUACUGUGGAAACAUGGAGUGUAUUGUGGUGUCACGCCCUCUUUCAUCUCUCCGUUAUUUAUGUAUCACGCAUUGUGGAAGUUUAAAAUCUGUGUCAACGCUAUGGAUGGCAGCACCUCAGCUUGAGACACUCUCAUUAGUAGCUUGCCCAGAGAUUGAUUUGUCUGAUACAGGGCAUCCACACCGUAGCCUGAGAUAUCUUUGCAUCAGCUACAGCGAGAAAGUGGUGAGCUCUGCAGCAUUCAUGAAUUCGCAAUUUCAUGGGCUUACUCAUCUUUCCAUUGAAGGUGGAUACAACGAGAGUGUGAGUGUGAAGUGCCUCCCAAAGGAAGGUUGGUUGCCUGCCUCCCUUGAGUCUCUCACACUGUUUCGCAUGAAAAGUGUGGAGACGUUGGAAUGCAAGGGACUUGCCCACCUCACCUCCCUCCAACAUUUAUAUAUUGAUGAAUGUCCCAAGUUGGAGAAUAUGGAGGGUGAAAAGCUGCCUGCCUCUCUAAAACAACUCAGCAUCUAUAAAAGCCCUUUGCUGGGCAAUCGAUGUGAGAAGAAGGAUCCACAGGUUUGGUCCAAAAUCUCCCACAUCCGCGCCAUUAAAGUUGAUAGCAGAUGGAUUUGGUAAUCCAACAACUUCACAGUUAAUGCUUUAUACAUUCUCAUACAGCAUAUCCAUGGAGCCAACAAUUUUGUCUCUUGUUCUAUUGAUAAGAUGAUAAAAUUUACCAUGGGGAAGUGUACGAUAUAAUGGGAAGUUCAAGGUCAUUGAGAAUGCCAAAUGGAAACUCUCCUGGAGACUGGAGAAUGGGAGUCUUACUGCAACUGCUUCCAAGGAAGUGGUUAGCAUGCCAUAAAGAAACCUGAUUUCAUGGUCACCAAGAUUUCCGUAUGAUCUUCUGAGUUUGAAUUACAAAUGUUCUUCACUCACUGAUUCUGGUGUAUAAUUUGUGCUCUAUGCUUUCCUUUGACUAAUACAUGUGUCAGUAAGUAAUGUGUGAUUAAGUGUAAGAUGGAAAGGGCUAACUUAGUUGUACCUGAUGAACAGAAUAUUCAAUAAUAGAUGUUUUUGUCCACAGUCCUAUUCCUUGAUGGCAAUGCCGAAGGGGAAUAGAGGCUGGCCCUUGACCAAGGCCUUGAUGGCUAUGCCGGAGAGUCCUUAGUUGAGGGGUUAAUUUGCUGGAAAAAAACAUAAGAUGGAAAAAUGUUGUAUAUUUUCAACUUAAGUUGUUCUUGUAUAUGGUUAACAAGAAUGAGCAAUCACUUCUUAUGGUGGUUUAAUUGCAGCAUAUUUUGCCAUGUUCUCUGUUCUCUUUUAUGCACUGGAACACUAGUAGGAAAUAACUGUAGGAUAGUUUGGUCCACAAGGCACCACAAGUAUGCUUCAUUGUACAUAUAAGUGAACAUGAUGAGACUUGAUUAUAUCAUG